UUAUUAGACUAACAAGUCGGAUCAGCAUUUUUGUUCUCCCGCGGUUGACUGUUGGGUCUGCAAAAAUGGGGAACUCGUCGACGGACGACUCCGCGACCAAUGGCCACGCGCCGCCGUUAAAUUCCAGCGUCUACUCGGAGGGACAUAUGAUCCUUGCGUACGACGCCAAGGACACUGUCUCCUUGGAAAAUCUUGUCAUGAGUCAAAUUCCCUCAAUACUAAGGAAGCAAGUUGUUGAUGAUCCGGAAUUUGUUUAUCAGCAGGAUAAGGACCCUUUAGGAAUGGAUACUGGAAGUAGUAGUCAAGUCAAUGAGAGUAAUAGAAAAGGGAGUAGACGUGUAUGGACUAAAGAGGAGGAGGAUGCACUUUUAGACAUCCUAGAGGAGCUGGUUGCAAAGGGCCAUCGUGCUAAUCGUACUUUCAGAGCUGGUACAUUGAUUGUAAUAGAAAAUUCCUUGAGAGUUUUGUGUCCAGGAUCGGGACUGAAAGCUAACCCACACAUCGAGUCAAAAAUUAAAAAGUUGAAGAAGCAAUUCAGUAUAGUAUAUGACAUGGUCAACAAAACCAGAUUUGGGUGGAAUGAUGUGAGGAAAUGUGUGAAGGUUGACAGUGAAGAGACAUGGAAAGCAUAUCUUCAGCAUCACAAGGAAGCAUAUGGGUGGAGGGGCAAACAUUUUCCACUCUAUGAUAGACUUGUUAGAAUAUUUAAGGUGGACCACGCAAAUGUAAAAACAUCCCAAACUCCAGCUGAGAAAAUUGAAGAGAUAAGCUGUGAUGAGGUUAAUGCAACUGAAUUUGGGAUAGAGGAAGACACUUGUCCAAGAUCAGUUGACCAAAACUCAACCACCAAGCAAACGGAUCAAUUGCAUUCCCCACUAGAAAAGAGGAAAAGGCAAGAUGAUACUGGAGGUAGUAGUGAAAUCCAUGAGACAAAUAGAAAAGGCAGCAGACGUGUAUGGACCAAAGAGGAGGAGGAUGCACUUUUAGGGAUCCUAGAGGAUCUAGUUGCAAAGGGUUAUCGUGAAAAUGGUACUUUCAAAUCUGGUACAUUGACUCUAAUAGAAAAAGCUUUAUGCAAUUUAUGUCCAGCAUCAGAACUGAAAGCUAACCCACAUGUUGAGUCAAAAAUGAAAAAAUUGAAGAAGCAAUACCGUAUAAUAUAUGACAUGAUCAACAGAAGUGGGUUUGGGUGGAAUGAUUUGAAGAAAUGUUUGGAGGUUGACAGUGAAGAGUCAUGGAAAUCUUAUGUGCAGGAUCACAAAGAGGCAGAUGGGUGGAGGGACAAAUAUUUUCCACUUUAUGAUAGACUUGUUGAUAUAUUUGGAGUUGGCACUGCAACUGUAAAACCAUACCAAACUCCGGUUGAAAGAGUUGAGGUGAUGAACUAUAAUGAGGAGAUUAACUGUGAUGACGAUAUUAACUGUGAUGACGAUAUUAACUGUGAAGCGGAGAUUAACUGUGAUGAAGAUAUUAACUGUGAUGAGGAAUCAACUGACGUUGGAACAGAGGAAGACGCUUAUUCAAGGCCUGUUGACCAAAUCUCAACAAACAAACAAACAGAUCAGUCUUAUUCCUCACCACGAAAUCGAAGACAACAUGGAGGUUUAAGUGUUGCGUUAGACGAAGUUCCUGUAUCAUUCGUGGAAAUGAUAAAAGCUUCAAAUGAGCAAACGCGAGUCCUACGUGAAUCACUGCAACCCAAAGGUAACGAAGCAGGUGAGCUGUACCGUGAGGUUAAACCUAUGGGGCUUUCUGUUACGGAUCGAGUUAAAGCAUUAAGACUGCUUGUGGCUAAUCCUUUUUAUGCUAAACUCUUCCUUACCUUAGAUAAUGAAGAGAAAUUGGAAUUUGUUAAGCAACUCAUUGAUGAAUCAUCUAAGAAAUGAAUUGUAUAUUGUGGAAUUGUAUUUGAACAAGUAAAUUUGCUGAAUGAUUUUUAACUCAUCUUGCACUGAUUAUGGAUGUAUUUUCUGACGGAUGUUGCUGAUUUAUGCACCAGCAAUGCAAUGUUUACGUCAUUAGCAAAUGUUUGCUGAAUUUCUUUUAAAGUCAACAAAUUUCAUCGUAAGUUCAAGGUUAGUCAGUAUUCUCGGUAUUGGGGGAUCCUAGGGUCGAGUCAUCUGCCAUGUUUUUCAUUUUCUUAUUCUUACGGUCAGACCCUUGUAUUACUAAUACACUCAUAUUAUAACAUGUGUAUUUAUUUAGUAAUGUUAUACCUUGUAUUCAUGGCAUAUCAUUCACGUUGUCUAUCCAUAUAACACAUGGAUUAAUAACACCAUGUGAUAGUAUGAUAGUAACACCCAAUUAUCUUUCCACAAAAACAAACUCUUUGUAGUUAAAAAUCUGUAAGAUCUAUUAAUUUUCUUUUAUUUUUCUUAAUUGGUUUUGUUUUCCUCCUCGUUUUAAAGAUUUUAUGUCUUAAUAUGUUGUACUAGAUCCUCAUAGGCAAAUUGUCAUUCCAUGAGAUGUACACUCAUGCAACAAAUUGUAACUCACUAACCAAGAGGUCCUAAGUUGAAUUUCCUCUCAUCUGUUGAUUAAAGG
This is a messenger RNA of Prunus dulcis (almond), 2544 nucleotides long. RefSeq lists its product as uncharacterized. The transcript is spliced from 5 exons. The coding region runs from base 66 to 1886 and encodes 606 amino acids. The record is from RefSeq and is a predicted model, not a curated record. NCBI's taxonomy places the organism in Eukaryota, Viridiplantae, Streptophyta, Magnoliopsida, Rosales, Rosaceae.